Messenger RNA from Branchiostoma belcheri (Belcher's lancelet), 4019 nucleotides. Its product is annotated as DNA polymerase subunit gamma-1-like. Lineage: Eukaryota; Metazoa; Chordata; Leptocardii; Amphioxiformes; Branchiostomatidae. Bases 322 to 3966 code for a protein of 1214 amino acids. Gene Ontology annotation, cellular component: gamma DNA polymerase complex; mitochondrion. Gene Ontology annotation, molecular function: 3'-5' exonuclease activity; DNA binding; DNA-directed DNA polymerase activity. The transcript has 23 exons. Gene Ontology annotation, biological process: mitochondrial DNA replication. The record is from RefSeq and is a predicted model, not a curated record.
AAAGUCAAGCAUGGGCUCCGAGGUUUACCAUUUCCCCAAACUGGAGUGAAAAUAUCAUGAUAUCGCUCUUAAACGUGGGUUUUUAACAGGUUUUAAUGUCACACCACGUUUUGUUGACGCCAUGGACUGCAUCUGCAUCGCUAAAAAGGCUGUAUUUCUUCUGGAACCGAUUUAGUCCAUUGUGUGAAUCAUGGAAUAUGUAGAAAGACUGCUGGCAAAUUUGGUUGAUGACAUAAACCAAGGAACACUAACGUGGUACGUAUGAUUCAUCGCCACCUUUGAUCCAGUCUUCAUCAAGGUUUAUUUCAGAUAACUUGAACAAUGUCUGCAGCGGCCAGGCAUCUGCCUCUGUGGGCACCUACCAGGUUGUGCACUUUUGUGCACCCUGUUCUGCAACGCCAACAAGCCCCCGCAUUGCUGUAUUGCACCUCUGCAUUCCCAACCAGGAUGAACCCCAUAGACAUCCAGAUGCUCUCCAAACCCCUUCACGACCAGAUCUUCCAACAGGAGCCCACUUAUCCAACGGAGGACGUCGAAAGAAGCGUUCGUCAUCUCAAGACGCACGACUUGUGGGGGAAGGAGACGUCCACUCUCCCAGAGGUCGACUUCAAGUUGCCGGACUUACUGGGCGAAAAUAUCGACGAACAUUUUAAGGAAAUAGCGAGACAGCAGAGUAAACCAUACUUGGAUGCCGCUCAGGUGCUGGCAAAUAGUCGCCUUCCCACAAUGCCUCGGGAGUGGAGGUGGUCCAGAGGAUGGACAAGGUAUGAUGGGAAGGGUGAUGUGACUGCUGUGGACUACCCUGAUGAGGAGGCACUAGUGUUUGAUGUGGAGGUGUGUAUGAGUGAGGGAGACUUCCCCACACUCGCAACAGCAGCAUCCCCCAAUGCCUGGUACUCCUGGGUAAGUGACAGACUGCUGGAAGACCACUACAGCUGGUCCCCGCGUCCGACCUUAGAUGACCUCAUCACCAUGGAGACGGCAGUGGGGUCCAUCAAACCCGGCGGUGCGGACUGGAGGGAGAAGGUUGUGAUUGGUCACAACGUCAGCUACGAUAGGAGCUACAUUAAAGAGCAAUAUUUCAUGAAGGGUCCUAAGACCAGGUUCCUGGACACCAUGAGUCUACACAUGGCCAUCUCUGGCCUCACCAGCUUCCAGAGAAUCCUGUGGCUGGCCAGCAGGGCGGGGAAGAAACAGGGUCUGAAGGACGUCAGGGAGUACACCAGCAAGACAAGGAAACAGUUCAAAGGACAAGGGAUUGGAGGCUGGGACUGGCUGAAUGUGAGCAGCAUCAACAACCUGGGAGACGUCCAUGUUUUAUACACGGGAGGUCCCAAACUGAAGAAAACUGAGAGGGACGUCUUUGUGAAGGGCACCCUGGAAGAUGUCAGAAAUCAGUUUCAGGAGCUGAUGACAUAUUGUGCCAAAGACGUGCAGGCCACACAUGAAAUCUUCAGCAUGCAGCUGCCCAUGUUUCUGGAGAGGUUCCCCCACCCUGUAACACUGGCAGGAAUGUUGGAGAUGGGUCAGUGUUACCUGCCUGUGAACAGUAACUGGGAGAGGUACCUGCGAGAUGCUGAGGAGACCUUCCAGGACCUGCAGAAGGAGAUGAAGCUGUCACUCAUGCACCUGGCUAAUGACGCCUGCCACCUCAUGCAUGAUAACAGAUACCAGGAGGACCCUUGGCUGUGGGAGUUGGACUGGUCCACCCAGGAGCUCACACUGAAAAAGGAAGCAGCUGCCAAGAAGAAGAGGGUUAAGGUUGAGAAGACUGAUGAAACUGAAAAUCAGAAUGUUGAACCCGAUGGGAAAAGCACAAAGAAAAAGAAGAAGAAGGGAAAGAAAGAAGAAGCAGAGGAGGUUGAGGAUCAGGAGGAGACAGAGGAGGAUCGGGUGCAGAGAGUGCUGCAGACUGCAGACAGACUACCCAAGAUUAAAAGGCACAUGCCGGGAUAUCCUACGUGGUACCGAGACUUGUGUCCCAAAAUGACCGGCGUCUGGUCUCCCGGACCCAACCUGAUCAGCGCCCAGGCGCGCGUCACCCCCAAACUGUUACGUCUGCGCUGGGACGGGUUCCCGCUGCACUACGAUGCCGGCCAGGGGUGGGGGUACCUGGUGCCGGGCAGAACAGACAACAUGGGCGGGGCAGACGGACAGGACAACGCAGGGAGGAACUUCCCUACCAAAGCAGUUUUUGAUGUGUACAAGGAGUAUUUAAAGCAAAAGAGAGACACUAAGGACAAAGAGCCACUUGAUCAAAGGUACAGUGGCUGGGCAAACGAUGACAUGUGGGAGCACAUCCUGGAUCUAUCACAGAAAAGCAAGGGGGAGGGGAAUGGGGAUGUGGAGGAGGACCCCAUCUAUGACUCGAGUGUCCUGUACAGUAAUGGAGAGAGUGCACCAGAGUUCCACCGGGGAGUGGGGCCUUACAACGAUGUGGACCUGCCCGGUGUGUGGUUCUUCAGACUUCCCCACAAGGAUGGAGCCAAGUUCAAGGUGGGGAACCCGUUAGCGAAGGACUACCUGAACAAGAUGGAGGACGGCACGCUGACGGCCGCGGCGGGAGGGCCCGCCAACAGGACGCUGGAGGUCAACAAGAUGGUGUCCUUCUGGCGGAACGCGCGAGACAGGGUCACCUCACAGAUGGUGGUGUGGCUCAAGAAGAAGGAGUUACCUCGUAUCGUCUCAAGAAACUCAGACUAUGAAGAGGAGGGUUUAUAUGGAGCGAUCAUUCCCAGAGUCAUCACAGCGGGAACAGUCACACGCAGGGCCGUGGAACCAACAUGGCUGACAGCAAGUAAUGCCAGGCCUGACAGAGUAGGUAGUGAGCUGAAGGCCAUCAUACAGGCUCCACCUGGUUACCACUUCAUCGGUGCAGACGUGGACUCACAGGAGCUGUGGAUCGCUGCCAUUCUGGGGGACGCAAACUUUGCAGGGUUCCAUGGCUGCACUUCUUUUGGCUGGAUGACCCUCCAGGGGAAGAAGAGCAGUGGAACAGACCUGCACAGUAAGACAGCCUCCACCAUCGGGAUAAGUAGAGACCAUGCAAAGGUCUUUAACUAUGGCCGCAUCUACGGAGCUGGGCAGCCGUUUGCUGAGAGGCUGCUGCUACAGUUCAACCACCGCAUGACCCAGGAACAGGCUUCAGAGAAGGCCAAGCAGAUGUACGCUGCCACAAAGGGGGUUCGAGAGUAUAAACUUUCUGAGGCAGCCCAGCAGGCUUUAGCAGAGCUGGGAGGAACGACACAGUCUGGUACAGAGUGGGUCUCACUGGCUGAAGUUCGCAGCCUGUCCAGGGCUGUCAGGAAGAAGUUGUUUCUGGGUUCAGGUCAGUUGGACAUUAUCGCUGGCAGACGUUGGGUAGGUGGGACAGAGUCGGAGAUGUUCAACAAGUUGGAAAGCAUCGCCAACUCAGCAGAACCUCGCACACCAGUCCUGGACUGCCGCAUCAGUAGAGCUCUGGAACCCGCCUACGUGAAGAGUGAGUUUGUGACGAGCCGUGUGAACUGGGUGGUCCAGAGUUCUGCUGUAGACUACCUGCACCUCAUGUUGGUGUGCAUGCGCUGGCUCUUCAACAAGUACAACAUCGACGGGCGCUUCUGUAUCAGCAUCCAUGACGAGGUGCGUUACCUUGUGCGGAGUGAGGACAGACAUCGGGCAGCCCUGGCCCUGCAGAUCACUAACCUGCUCACACGCAGUAUGUUUGCCUACAGACUGGGCAUGGAUGAUCUGCCGCAGUCUGUAGCCUUCUUCAGUGCUGUGGAUGUGGACACUGUCAUGAGGAAAGAGGUGAACAUGGACUGUAAAACCCCCUCCAACCCACAUGGACUCACCCGGGGGUAUGGUAUCCCACCAGGAGAUGCUCUGGACAUCUACCAGAUUUUGGAGAAAACCAACAGCAGCCUGAGAAAAGAAGAUCAGCCCAGAGAGAAGAAAGCAAACAAAAGGAUUUCUAUAGGACAAUAAGAUCUUUUUGUUACUUUUUUGUGGAAGUUAAGAAAGAUUGUUUUUUUUUAUAC